AUGUCUUAUGUACUAGUCGGUGAAAAGGCGGUGGAUGGUGAUAACACUGGCUUCCGCGUGAAAUCCGUCACAUUGGCUGCGAGAAUCCCGCACAGACAUGCGCCGUUGAUUAAGCAGAUACGCACAUGCUACGAGAAAUUUCGGCGGUGGUUGCCUACAGGUGCGCAAUACGUUCCGACGGUGAUAACGUGGCCAGGUGCUGUUGCCACGCUCAGCCCAAAGCCGUGGCUUAGCCUUGACGAAGCCACUUGA
This is a messenger RNA of Babesia bigemina, 252 nucleotides long. RefSeq lists its product as hypothetical. Bases 1 to 252 code for a protein of 83 amino acids. Lineage: Eukaryota; Apicomplexa; Aconoidasida; Piroplasmida; Babesiidae. The transcript has a single exon. The record is from RefSeq and is a predicted model, not a curated record.